AUGAUUCUCGAUUUUUGCAGAAACGAUGAACAGCAAUGUUUGCGGGGAAACCGAAGAGCAAGCGUGAUGCCUAUCAACGGCAACGCGUUGGCCAAGUACUUGGUCAUGGUGUCGCAAGUGAUCGCUUGGUGCACGGUUAGCGCGAUGCUGUUGCGGAGGGGCCUGAACCAGGUGAACGGUAGCUCGCAGCAACAGCCGUCGUCAUCGUACGGCAGCAAACCGUACGGCGGUUCGGUCGCAGCGUUCGGCGACAGCAACGCGACAUCGACCGCAGCCACGGACACCGGCCACCAUCCGCAAGAGACGCCGGAAAAGUCUUUCGACGAAAACGGUUCGCCUGCCGUGGUGGCCGGCGUAGUGAUGAUCGCGAUCGCGGUGAUCAUGUUGAUCAUCAGUCCCACGAUCAUGGUGAUGAAAAUGAUCGAGAAACGCAAGAAGAGGAUCCUGGAGACGGAAUUAGAAUCUCCGCCUAAGUACGAAGAUGUGGUAGAAAGCGCCCCGAGAUAUUCAUCGUUGUUUGUAUUUAAUAACGAUGGCGAAAUGGCAUUGGUGACUGAAAAUAUACUACACAAAGAAAAAAAUAAUAUUCAAAAUCAACUAGUUUGA
This is a messenger RNA of Macrosiphum euphorbiae (potato aphid), 606 nucleotides long. The record is from the annotation of a GenBank genome assembly. NCBI's taxonomy places the organism in Eukaryota, Metazoa, Arthropoda, Insecta, Hemiptera, Aphididae.